CCCAUCUUUACAUAAGUGGACCUGUUGUUCAGCUACAGUUCUGUUUCCUUAUGGAAAGAGUCAGUGCUGGAGAUCAGAUUCUGUUUCAUCAUGGACGACACACAAACAUCCACAGAUGAAGAUUUUUCUCCAGGAUGCAGUUCAGUUCAGCAGAAGAGAUCAGAACCAGAGUCCAGCUGUGUGUCUAUGAGGAGUGACACGUCUAUGAAUCAGCCAUUAGAUUAUAAGAGUGAAGAUACAAAGACUGAUCUCAGGCAUGAAGUCCUCAACACGUUUAGAUCAAAUCUAAUGAAGAAGUUUGAGCGUCUUUAUGAGGGAACAGUGACGCAGGGAAACCCAACACUCCUGAAUGAGAUCUACACAGAGCUCUACAUCACAGAGAGUGAGAGUGGAGAGAUCAGUAAUGAGCAUGAGGUGAGACAGAUUGAGACACAAUCCAGGAGAGCAGCAACAGAGGACACAGCCAUCAAAUGCAAUGACAUCUUUAGACCUUUACAUGGACAAGACAAAGCCAUCAGAACUGUGCUGACAAAGGGAGUCGCUGGCAUUGGGAAAACAGUCUCUGUGCAGAAGUUCAUCCUGGAUUGGGCUGAAGGGAAAGAGAAUCAGGACGUCCAGCUCAUAUUUCCACUUCCUUUCAGAGAAAUCAACUUGAUGAAGGACAAAACACUCAGUCUUUUAGAUCUUCUUCAUGUCUUUUUCCCUGAAUCUAAAGAAAUGGAGAAAUCCUUUGAUGAAUAUAAAGUGUUGUUCAUCUUUGAUGGUCUGGACGAGUGUCGACUGUCUCUAGAUUUUCAGAGUGAUGUGAGGUUGUGUGAUGUAAGUGAAUCAGCCUCAGUGGACGUGCUGCUGAUGAACCUCAUUGUGGGGAAUCUGCUUCCCUUUGCUCUAAUCUGGAUCACCUCCAGACCAGCAGCAGCUGAUCUCGUCCCCUCUGAGUGUGUCCAUCGAGUGACAGAAGUACGAGGCUUCAAUGAGCCACAGAAGGAGGAAUAUUUCAGGAAGAGAAUCAGUGAUCAGAGUCUGGCCAACAGGAUCAUCUCACACCUGAAGUCAUCGAGGAGCCUCUACAUCAUGUGCCACAUCCCAGUGUUCUGCUGGAUCUCAGCCGCUGUUCUAGAGAAGAUGUUGAGUCAAGCAGAAAGUGGAGAGAUUCCCAAGACUCUCACUCAAAUGUACACACACUUCCUGAUCCUUCAGACCAACAUCAAAUGUGAGAAGGACUAUGAGAAAAAGGUGACAGACGAAGACGUGAUCCUCAAACUGGGGAAAGUGGCUUUUCAGCAGCUUGUGAAAGGAAACCUGAUCUUCUAUAAGGAAGACCUGAGAGAGUGUGGCAUUGAUGUGACAGAAGCAUCAGUGUACUCAGGAUUGUGCACUCAGAUCUUCAGAGAGGAGUUUGGCUUGUAUCAGGGGAAAGUCUUCUGCUUUGUUCAUCUGAGCAUUCAGGAACAUCUAGCAGCUGUAUAUGUGCACCUCUCCUGGACGAACAACAACAUAAAUGUGUUUGACCAAAGCACCAAACAAAAUGCACCGUCUAAAGUGAAAGACUGGUUUCAACUCUUGUUUAAACAUGUUUCAUUAUCUGAGCUGCAUCAGAGAGCUGUGGAUGAGGCUCUACAGAGUAAAAAUGGACAUCUGGAUCUUUUCCUGCGGUUCCUUCUGGGUUUGUCAGUGGAGUCUCAUCAGAUUCUCCUACAACGAAUAAUGAUGUUGAAAAGAAACAGCUCUGACAGCAAUGAGAAAACAGUUGAGUACAUCAAGAAGAAGAUCAGGACCAUUGAAUCUCCAGAGAAAUCCAUCAAUCUGUUUCACUGUCUGAAUGAACUGGGUGAUAAUUCACUAGUGGAGGAAAUUCAACAGUAUCUGAAAUCUGGAACAAUAAGGGAAGCCAAACUCUCUUCAUCUCAGUGGUCAGCUGUAGUUUUUGUGUUGUUGACAUCAGAGGAAAAGCUGGACAAGUUUGAUAUUAAUGACUUUGUUUGUGGAACCAAUAAAACCAUCAAACUGAAAGUUCUUCAGAAGCUGCUGCCUGUGAUUAAAGAAUCCAGAUCAGUUUGGUUGAGGGAUUGUGACAUCACAGAUGAAGGUUGUGCUGCUCUGGCUUCAGCUCUGAGAUCAAACCCUUCACACCUGAGACACCUGGAUCUGUCUGAGAAUAACAUAGGAAAUUCUGUGAAUCUUCUCUUUGAUGUACUACAAAAUCCUCAGUGUAAACUGGAGAUACUGUGUCUAGGACUCUCAGUAUGUAGAUAUCGGUCCAGUUUCCUCAGGAUGAGCUGA
Messenger RNA from Labeo rohita (rohu), 2283 nucleotides. Its product is annotated as protein NLRC3. NCBI's taxonomy places the organism in Eukaryota, Metazoa, Chordata, Actinopteri, Cypriniformes, Cyprinidae. Gene Ontology annotation, molecular function: protein binding. Bases 91 to 2283 code for a protein of 730 amino acids. The transcript is spliced from 6 exons. The record is from RefSeq and is a predicted model, not a curated record.